AUGCUGGCAGUGGUGUUUAUAAUCGUGACGUGCGCUGUUUGGGCGUGGUGGGCGAGAAACUCCAACAAAAACGAGCCCCCAGCCAUCCCUGGUGGGUUGCCCAUCAUUGGGCACGCGCAUCUGUUAAUUGGAGAUAGUAUACAAUUAUGGAAUACAGUGAAGGAGCUAUCCUACGAGAGUUUGAAAGCUGGCGGGGCCAUAGCAGCGUCCAUAGGGCCUCGGACGAUUUACGUUGUGACGGACCCGGACGACUAUCUGACCGUCGCUAACACGUGUUUACAAAAAGACAACUUUUACGAAUUCGCCAAACCGUGGCUAGGGGAAGGACUAGUCACUGGUGACUUACCGAUAUGGAAGGUGCAUCGAAGGCUACUGAACCCAGCGUUCAGCCAGGUAGUUCUGGACGGUUUCUUGGGCGUGUUCAACGGCCAGUCUCGGCGCCUCGUCAGAGAUCUGGAGGCUGAAGUGGGCAAAGGACCGUUUGACCACUGGGUGUACACCCGCCAUAAUGCUCUGGAAACUAUAUGCUUAACUGCACUGGGGGUGGACUUCACAGACAAGAGCGUGCUGAACAGCGAGUACGUGAAUGCAGCGGAACAGAUGUUCAACAUCCUGGUGGACAGGUUCCAGAGGUUCUGGCUGCACAGCCACUGGCUCUACAGCUGGUCUGGCUUGCGGACGAAACAGGACCAGUGUCUGAAGAUCUUGCACAACAUGUCAAACACUGUCUUACAAAAGAGAAAAGCAGACUAUUUGAGAAACAGAGAUUGCAAGGAUGUUGAACAGAAGACAAAAGGUCUAAAAUUCAAGCCUUUUAUGGAUCUCCUUCUGGAACUGGCGAUAGAGAAGGGUGCCUUCAACGACCGGGAGAUCAGAGAACACGUGGACACGAUGAUAGUAGGUGGUCACGACACCUCAGCCAGCGUGCUCAUGUACACCAUGCUCAUGAUCGGGUCCUAUCCUCAAGUACAAGAGAAAAUUUUCGAAGAGCUGAACAGCGUGUUCGGAGAUGAGGACAGGGAUGUGACGAAGCAGGACCUGUCCCAGCUGGUGUACCUGGAGGCUGUGCUGAAGGAGACCAUGCGAAUCUACCCCAUCGUACCCGUCACCGCGAGACGCCUUGACAGAGAUGUCAAGCUACGAAACUACACUCUAACGAGAGGGCGGACGUGUUUCAUGUUUGUGUAUGGGGUCCACAGACACCCCAUGUGGGGUCCGGACGCUGAGGAGUUCAAGCCGGAGCGUUGGCUCGACCCCGCAACGUUACCCGAGUGCCCCACCGCGUUCGCUGGCUUUAGUAUGGGAAGAAGGAUUUGUAUAGGAAAGUCUUACGCCUACAUGUCAAUGAAAACGACCCUAGCGCAUGUGUUCCGACACUACAAAGUGUCCGGAGACCACACCAAACUCGUCGCCAAGAUCGACGUCAUGCUGAAGCCGGUCUCGGGACACUACGUCACGAUAGAGCGGAGAAAAAUGUAAUGCGCUGCCGAUCAUUGUAU
Molecule: messenger RNA, 1499 nt
Organism: Bicyclus anynana (squinting bush brown)
Lineage: Eukaryota; Metazoa; Arthropoda; Insecta; Lepidoptera; Nymphalidae
Product: cytochrome P450 4V2-like
Exons: 10
Coding region: 1-1479 (492 amino acids)
Molecular function (GO): iron ion binding; monooxygenase activity; oxidoreductase activity, acting on paired donors, with incorporation or reduction of molecular oxygen
Source: RefSeq, a predicted model, not a curated record